Topomyia yanbarensis is the source of this 6032-nucleotide messenger RNA. RefSeq names its product diacylglycerol lipase-beta-like. The coding region runs from base 1104 to 3161 and encodes 685 amino acids. The transcript is spliced from 12 exons. The record is from RefSeq and is a predicted model, not a curated record. Gene Ontology annotation, biological process: lipid metabolic process. Lineage: Eukaryota; Metazoa; Arthropoda; Insecta; Diptera; Culicidae.
CCAGUCCAGUUAGUCGCGAAAGUCAUCUCGGUGAGUAAACGACAACACGGCGAAGCUGUCUGUCUGUGUCUCUGCGCGGGUUGUUCGUUUUGUUCGGUUGAAAAGCCUGGUCGUAGCCAGCGGAAAGCGGUGGAAAAGCUUUCGUAGUGGUUGGUAUCCGAACGUGUCGAUCAUCGUGAAACGAAGUGAGUAACCAAAACAAACCAAAAAUCGCUAAAAACGUAUGGCAGGCAGCGCACGAAUCGCGUUCCAUGUGAAGUGUUAAUCAAACAAAAUCAGUGAAGCUGAUCCCACGACUUAUUCGUAUGUGGGAUCCGAACCUGACUCGAGAAUUAUCGUUCGGUUCAAGCUUUUCAGCACAGUUGCCGGUGGAGUGAUUCCUUCAAGUUUAUCCUUCGAAUGUUGUUAGAUAGCGUUUCAAUAAGUUGUUCAAGUCUAAAGAGGGGAAAACUCACAGCCAAGCAUAAAUAAAAGCCAGUGAAGUAAAGUACAAGAAAGAAGAUUUUACCGAGGGCAGAAGUGUAGUGCAAAGUUUUUGCCUCUUAUUGCAAACAUUCGAAGCGAAACUCGUUUUCUCUGCUAUACCUGUACCGCGCGCCGCCGGACGGAUUCCCCGCCAGUGAUUGCUUGUUGGAUUAGGCCGAAGGGGGCCACAAGACAGAAACAGGGGGUGCAAUUGUGUGCUCGCGGGCGGCGCUCGUCUCCCCAAUGGAUGGUAGACGGUAAGCUGUGCAUGGCUGUGGCUGCAGCAAAACAAGGCAUAUGCACACUUGCGAAUAGACCGAAAAGAAUUUCGACGGGAUAAGUUCAACACGGUUCCGCAGAUUGAAAAAAAAAAAACGGCUGGCCUCGCGCGGAGGUUGAUGACGACAGCGAUAACAUCUCACCGCCGGUGCGUCACGCGACAAAAAGGCAAAAGCUUCUCACGCAAAGCUCGUUCAAUCUUCUUCCCGUGGUUCGAGAUAUUCGGUGACCGACCGCCGCGCCGACAUGUGCAAGCAGUACGGAUCAAUUUCAGUGAAUGUUGGCAGCGAUCGUAAGCUUCGGUUUGUGGUGUCCGUGUUUUUCGUGUAGCUGAUUAGUGGUAUCUACUCGAAGAGGUCAUGCCAGCGCUGCGUUUGUUCGGCCGGAAAUGGUUAGCCGCAUCGGACGACCUUGUGUUUCCGUGCAUUUUCGAGAUCGUGUUCCGUAUCGUGUGGCUCGGACUGAUAUCAUGCGUAACGUCGACGUACUGGAGCGUGACCGCGGAGUGCGAUGAACAGGCCAGGCUGGCCGUCCGCAUCUAUCUCGUAGGGACCCUAGUGUUAAUUAGUGUAAACAUGGUUCUACUGGUAUUGCUGGUGAACCGGAGUGCCCGGGGUUGCAUUACCGAGGUGCAGAAGCGCUGGCUGGUGGCACCACUUCUGGUGAUCAAGAUAUUGUUAAUUCUGCCAGAGACUGGACUGAACAUCUUCGGCACUAUGUGGGCCUUCUGCGGGACCAUCCAGUGCAAGAGUGAUGACAAAGUUACGCGAACUGUGAUCGAAGCAAUCGUACUAUUCAACUGGGUAGUAUUUGCGCUUAUUAUCUUCGGAUUAGCUAUAGUAUUUGACCCGCUGGGGUCGGCCAAGUAUAAAAAUGGUAGGGAUAGCAAUGACAAUGGACCGACGGAGUCGGCAAUACACCGCAAAGUGUCGAAACUGUGGUUCCGCCGGUUUCGGUGGGCAUUCUGCUGCCUCCGGAAGGACGAAUUUGGCCAUGAAGCAUUCACUCAGGUGGCCAGUUUGCUGAGUGCUUUGUUCCGGGGGACGGAUCUGGUACCGUCGGAUAUUAUGGCCGGAUGUGUUCUGCUAAGGGUGCGACAAAAGCGGGAGACGAGAGAAAUGCGACGAAUACGAAUGCUGAAUGAUGAUGGACCGAGAUAUUCCACCGAUAUUACCAGGGUAUUCGCAACAUCGCCGGCGUGGAUGACAAUUAAAAAUGCACGACACUUCCUAAGGUUUGCACUGGCUGCCUACGGUUGGCCGAUGGUUUGCUACAUGCACUGCUGUACAGGACCCUAUCGGUUAGUGCCGAAAAUGACAUGCUGCGCGUGUUUCCGGCGAAAACCACAGAUCAUCAUCGACGACAACUGCUGUCUAUGUCAUGUGUCCGGUGUUCAGUAUACCUCCCGGGUUCGCAGUGAAGAUGUGCUGCAUGCUUCUUUUAAAAAUCAUGUAUUUGAGUUACCAUUCUGCGUACUGGCAGAUCACAGCACUAAAAGCAUCGUCAUAUCGAUUCGAGGAAGUCUCUCGAUGCGUGACGUUUUCACCGAUCUGGUUGCCAACGCGGAACGUUUCGACGCACCGGGAAUGCCACCGGAUUCUUCCGCCCAUCGCGGCAUGGUGGCCGGCGUUGACUGUAUGCUGAAACGGCUGCGGGAAGGUAACAUGCUCGAUCGGAUCUUCAACACCUACCCGGAGUAUACGCUGGUUCUAACCGGACACAGUUUGGGAGCGGGUGUUUCCAUUCUGCUGGCUGCGAAGCUACGGAGCCGUUUUCCGGAUUUGCGAGUUUAUGCCUUUGCCACUCCAGCUGGUCUGCUGAGUCGAGAGGCUGCGCGGUACACCGAGGGAUAUGCAUUCACCAUAGGCGUUGGGGAUGAUUUUGUGAUGAGGCUGGGUGUGGAUUCGAUCGAGAAUCUGCGAACUAGUGUCAUCGAAACCAUCAGGGCCUGUAAGCUGCCGAAGUGGCGCAUAAUGUUGAAUGGCUUCGGCUACGCAUUGUUUGGCGUACCAUCGCGUGAUCUGGAAACCACGUGGCAUGAUGUGACGGAAAUAACGAAGAAAGCCGAUGAAAGCCCGCUUCUUAAUGAACGACCCAUCCAAACGGUGACAGCCGCUGAAGGAGGGCUUCUCUCAAGCGAAAUUUCGAAGCGAAGGUUCGCCAAAACACGCCUGUACACCGGAGGAAGAGUCUUGCACAUAGUGAGGCGCAAGAAAACUGAGUUGGAAAAAAAAACCAACACAGGCGGUCCCACCUUCGAGAUGCGCUGGGCCACUGCCGAGGACUUCACCGAGCUUAGAGUGAUGCCUCGUAUGCUGUUGGACCAUCUGCCCGAUAACGUUUUCCGAACGCUGACCAAGAUUCUCGAGGAGCAAAAAACUCACAACGGAUCGAUGCUCUCUUUGCAGGAGAUUUGAGGAAUCGACAGAGAUCCUCCCCUAUGCCAAAACCGUAGCGGCUGAGUAGCAGCUGCUGUAAACAAGUAAAUCGAACAAUUCCAAUCUGUCCCGCGCAAAAAAACAAAAUUAAAACAUACAAAGACAGUCCCCGAGUGCCUUAUGAAAUUUGUUAAUCUUGCCGUCUGUAUACACAUGUUAGGUUUAAUUUGAUAGGUAGUUUUGUUCAACAUCGCCUAGCAAUAGUUGAGGUAGGUUAAAAAUAUUUUCCAUAGGAAUAGAAAACCUAUCAAAUAGGAGUAAUUGACUCGGAUUCAUCGUACCUUAGAUGGUAUAUUAUUUAUAGGUUGUAGUAUGCAAAAAUGUUUAUCAGCCUCCAUCAAAACAUCAGUGUUUGAACAAUGUUUUUGGAAAAAAAUGGUUACUUAUCGGCCCACCCCUAAGUCGAUUUCUAGUCUCACCAUGAGUACUUGCACCAAAUUUGAAGCAAGUCGGACAGAUGUAGCUACCGAACCAACAUGCAUGAAGUGUGUAUGGGAUUUUUCGACAAUUUACAUCAGCCCGGGGACAACUUGACAGCUCCCAUAUAUUGAACUCGUCAGCAAAUUUUGUGGUGAUUUGAUGAUGUCAUGGCGGCUCAAAUAGAGCAAAAUUUGAAAAAGGAGUAUCCCAUAUAAUAUUUUCCAUAUCUGUAAAAAAUAAACAAUUUAAGCAUUUAUAUCAUCAAAUGUAUUUCGCUGUUCAAAUUGUAGAAGCUCUUCUCAUUCCGCUAUACCUAAACAGAGACAUAGAUUCCAUUUUGAAUUUAAAAAAUCCAAAAUAACAAGUCCGAUUUUCGGAAAUACAAGAAGACGACUUUCAAAAUCAAGCCACUUCCACUUAUACUGGAAUUCCCGAAAAUCUUCCGGAUCCAAUAAACAUUUCCCCAGGCAUGAAAUCCUCCCGUAGUUGCCGUUCCGAUAGGUUUCUAUCAGACUGGAGUAAAUUCCUAGAAUAAUUCUGAAGGGAUCCGCACCAAAACCAUCGCAAUAUCUGCCGGACAGAAUAGUUGCAAAACUCUGGAAGGUGUCGAACAAAAUUGUACAUUCCUGGUAGCAUUCUUGCUGAAACCGAGCACUACCGGUUUGCUGCCAGAAUUCUGAUAAAAGCACACAUUCUAUUUAAAACCAACUUUACUAAAUAGGUAGAAAAUACUACAUGCAUUGUUUAUUUUCCCGAUCAAAAUUCUUGACGUUCUUAAAUUCUUGACGUUCUUAAUGAACUUGAAACAAGAUGUCGUAGGUUCACGAAUUGUUAAGCUUGGUGAUUUACAUUCAUUGGCCAAUUUUUUUUUCAUUUAUAUUUUUCGAGAAAAAAGCAGCAACGAUUUACCGACUACAAACUUCACACAACAAGAAAACUAAAACAUUUUUAGGAAGGAGGUAAGCCGGUUGCUAAAAACAACGACUUCCAGCUAAAUGUAUAAUAAGAUUUAUGUGACAUUGCUGACGGUUUCCAAUUGGGGAUAAAUUAAUUCUCUAAUAAUAGUUUUCUUAAUCCACAUUUUGGAAUACGCUUUUUCUAAAUGUUGUUCUAGCCGCAUUGACGGCGUUCAUAACACACGUAACGAAACACGCUUUUCUCUUGAAACUUUUUCGUUUCGUUGUUCGUGGUACUCAUACAGAGAAGGCAUAGUAGCGCCAUCAUCAAAUCGGUGGUACAUAUAUUAAACAAGCAUUAUCUGUCACAAUUGUCCCUGGGUUGAUGUAUUUACAUGGAGCAAAACCCACUAGCUCACAUUUUCACCGCUAGGUGGCACUAUAUGACUCGUAGUAUCACUGUAAGUGAAAAUAAGGAAGAUAAUUUGUCUACAACUUUCUCAAAGAGUGCUUCAAUUCGGCUUUGUUGAAAGAAGUUAUUAAAUUUUUAACGAAGUGAUGACUGAGUUAGUUUUGCAUGGGGCCAGCAUUUUGCAUGGUUGUGUAGCAGUAUUCGAUUCCCACGAACGAUACAUUUUUGCGAAAUAUUCUAUUGACAAAAUUGUAGACGAUUAAAUUAUCUCUCAUAUUUUCCCUGAAAGUGACGAGACGAUACAUAUAGUGCCACCUAGCAGUGAAAAUACGAUCUAGUGGGUUUUCUCCUUGAAAUUGGCGAAGAACUCCAUACAAACUUCAGGCACGUUGGUCACCGGACUUGUCCGAUUUGCUUCAAAUUUGGUGCAAGUACUCCUUGUGGGACUAGGAAUUGACUCAGGAGUGGAGCGAUUGAGUUCAAAACUUCAUUAUUUUUCUGGGCAAAUAUGCAAUUAAAAAGUAUCUUUCAACGAUUUUGUUAAAAAUAUAAAACAACUACUGAUGAAUCGAUGGGAGGUGGAUACGGUCAUUUGUCAUGUUUGUAGUUGUUCGUGUACUAUAAAACGAUUGCUCACUACAAUUUCGCGUGUCUCGAUUUGUUGGUCAAGCUCGUGAGGUAUUCCGUGUGAUUAGAAUCAACCCAUUUCAUUAAUUAGUGAACUAAGAUGAGAAUACAUUCCAGUGUGGAUCUGAGUAGCUGAUAUUUUGUUGAUAUUUUAGGUUUGAUUUAGAUUUUCGGCGGAGCCUAUUUUGUUUUCUAGCAUUGUAUACAUGGUGUUUUCUCCAGUAGAAAAUCGAACUCGAUGGUAUUUACCCAAGUAUAGUUUAUAGGUGAUUAUGAGAACCGUAAUUUGUAGAAUGUUUUUUCCGAUCCAUAAGAAAAUUGAAGUGAUACGAGGGUAAUUAAAAUAAACGUAAAACUUUGCAGCGGUUUUUAAUUGUGUUUUGGUUGUGAUAUGAAUGCUAUUUAUUAUUUAUAGAAAGUUAAGGUAAAGAAUGUGGUAUUCUGUGUAAGUCUAAUGUUGAGUGAAAAAGAAGUAAAUGUAGUUUUGUGAAUGUA